AUGGGGAAAGCGACGUUGCAAGACCCUCACGGGGGCAUCUGGUACUUUGCCUACGGCUCUAACCUACGCCUAUCUGUGCUAGAGAAUAGGGGCAUUAAAGCGCUGGAUAUCAAGGCAGUGGUUGUCCCCUCGCACUACCUGACUUUCGACAUCUUCGGCAUCCCGUACGCGGAGCCUUCGUUUGCGAGCGUCGCCCCUUUUGCACCAGACAAGAAAACAACAAUACGACUGGGCGACUCACCCGUUCGUCGCGACGUUCCUCCUGUUCAGGGUCUCGCCUAUCUCUUGAAUCCGAACGAUUACCGCCAGUUAGUCAUCAGCGAAGGCGGCGGAGUGGCCUACGACGAGAUCGAGGUCCAUGCCUCGAUCCUCGACGAGGACGGCAAACCGCACCCAAGCAAUAUCUUGAUCGCUCGAACCUUGCAAGCUAAGUAUCCCUGGCGACCCAACGGUGCACCCAGUGCGCGCUACCUGGGCCUCAUCUCCACAGGAUGCAAACAGAAUAAGCCGCUCACAGCAUACCGCGCCUAUGUCGACUCCUUACCGUCGUAUGAGCCUCCGACAUCCUUGCGCGCGAAGUUGGGAGGUCUUCUUUUCCUACUGUUUUGGCGCCCGCCGCUUCGUGUGUUGAUUCGACUCAUCAGGGUGCAUACCGACAGUGACGGACACUGUCCACAGUGGCUGGGUUGCAUAAUUCUGACCCUGUAUGGGCUGAUGUGGUCAUAUCAUGACAACAUCCACUCAAAGAUCUGGGGGCGAGGCGAUGGCCGGAAAUUACAUUUUGAAGAGACUACGGGGGAGAAACUGCUACAGUUCAGUUAG
Molecule: messenger RNA, 822 nt
Organism: Aspergillus udagawae
Lineage: Eukaryota; Fungi; Ascomycota; Eurotiomycetes; Eurotiales; Aspergillaceae
Gene: gliK
Product: gamma-glutamyl cyclotransferase gliK
Exons: 2
Coding region: 1-822 (273 amino acids)
Molecular function (GO): gamma-glutamylcyclotransferase activity
Source: RefSeq, a predicted model, not a curated record